GUAAAUACAAAUGUUUAAAAGGAGUGUGCAGUGCAGAAAGCGCAGGGAUUAAUACACGAAACACCCGGACGAGUCAGGAUCGCGCAGUUCGAUCUGAACAAAUUCUAAUCUAAUCUUAUUGCGUGGGAAUCAGUACUUGUCGCAAUGGAUAACUUAAUAACAAUUGUAAAUAAGCUGCAAGAUGCGUUCACAUCGCUCGGCGUCCACAUGCAAUUGGAUCUGCCACAGAUCGCAGUGGUCGGUGGCCAAUCAGCUGGCAAGAGUUCUGUUUUGGAGAACUUCGUUGGCAAAGAUUUCUUGCCGCGUGGUUCGGGCAUCGUGACACGCAGACCUCUUAUAUUGCAGUUGAUCAAUGGAGUUACUGAAUAUGGCGAGUUCCUUCACAUUAAAGGCAAAAAGUUUUCAAGCUUUGAUGAGAUUAGAAAAGAAAUCGAGGAUGAGACGGAUCGUGUGACCGGUAGUAACAAAGGCAUUUCAAACAUUCCAAUUAAUUUGCGCGUAUAUUCGCCCCAUGUACUCAAUCUAACGCUGAUCGAUUUGCCAGGCUUAACAAAAGUAGCAAUUGGUGAUCAGCCAGUUGAUAUUGAACAGCAAAUUAAGCAGAUGAUAUUCCAAUUUAUUCGCAAAGAGACUUGUUUAAUUCUGGCUGUGACACCGGCCAAUACCGAUUUGGCCAAUUCGGAUGCCCUCAAACUGGCCAAGGAGGUGGAUCCACAAGGUGUGCGCACGAUCGGUGUUAUAACAAAGCUUGAUCUUAUGGACGAGGGUACCGAUGCACGAGACAUUCUUGAGAACAAGCUGCUUCCAUUGCGCCGUGGUUAUAUUGGCGUUGUGAAUAGAUCACAAAAGGAUAUCGAAGGACGGAAGGACAUCCACCAGGCAUUGGCUGCCGAGCGCAAGUUCUUCUUGAGUCACCCAUCCUACCGUCACAUGGCCGAUCGUCUAGGAACACCCUACUUGCAGAGGGUCCUUAACCAACAACUUACUAACCAUAUAAGGGACACGUUACCUGGCUUGCGAGAUAAAUUACAGAAGCAGAUGCUAACGUUGGAAAAGGAGGUUGAGGAAUUCAAGCACUUUCAGCCAGGCGAUGCCAGCAUUAAAACCAAGGCUAUGCUUCAAAUGAUUCAGCAGCUGCAAUCUGAUUUUGAGCGGACAAUUGAGGGCAGUGGCUCAGCUUUGGUCAAUACAAAUGAGCUAUCAGGCGGCGCCAAGAUCAAUCGCAUUUUCCAUGAACGUCUGCGCUUUGAGAUUGUUAAGAUGGCCUGUGAUGAAAAGGAACUACGACGAGAGAUCUCAUUUGCAAUUCGAAAUAUUCACGGUAUUCGCGUUGGCCUCUUCACACCCGACAUGGCGUUUGAGGCAAUUGUUAAGAGGCAAAUCGCGUUGCUUAAGGAGCCGGUUAUUAAGUGUGUCGAUCUAGUCGUACAGGAACUUUCUGUGGUUGUGCGCAUGUGCACAGCUAAAAUGAGUCGAUACCCACGUUUACGCGAGGAAACCGAACGUAUUAUCACAACGCAUGUUCGCCAACGCGAGCACAGUUGCAAGGAACAAAUUCUUCUGCUUAUUGACUUUGAGCUGGCUUACAUGAAUACCAACCAUGAGGACUUCAUUGGUUUUGCCAACGCUCAAAAUAAAUCAGAAAAUGCCAAUAAAACUGGCACUCGUCAGCUUGGCAAUCAAGUUAUACGCAAGGGUCACAUGGUUAUACAAAACCUGGGUAUCAUGAAAGGUGGAUCGCGUCCCUAUUGGUUUGUUUUGACAUCCGAGAGUAUCUCCUGGUACAAAGACGAGGAUGAGAAGGAAAAGAAGUUUAUGCUGCCGUUGGAUGGUUUAAAAUUGCGUGAUAUUGAACAGGGAUUUAUGUCAAUGUCUAGACGUGUUACAUUUGCUUUAUUUAGUCCCGAUGGACGUAAUGUUUAUAAGGACUACAAACAACUGGAGCUGUCCUGCGAGACUGUGGAGGAUGUGGAGUCCUGGAAAGCUUCCUUCUUGCGAGCCGGUGUCUAUCCCGAAAAGCAGGAGACUCAGGAAAAUGGCGACGAGGAAGGACAAGAGCAACAAUCGGCCAGCGAGGAGAGUUCCACCGAUCCACAGCUAGAACGGCAGGUGGAAACCAUUCGUAAUCUGGUUGAUUCUUACAUGAAGAUUGUCACGAAGACCACGCGAGACAUGGUGCCCAAAGCAAUUAUGAUGCUCAUAAUUAACAAUGCCAAGGACUUUAUCAACGGCGAACUUCUAGCACAUCUCUAUGCGUCUGGUGAUCAGUCCCAGAUGAUGGAAGAAUCGGCUGAGUCGGCCACACGGCGAGAGGAGAUGCUGCGUAUGUACCGUGCUUGCAAAGAUGCUUUGCAGAUCAUAGGAGACGUAUCUAUGGCAACUGUGUCCUCGCCAUUGCCACCUCCAGUUAAGAAUGAUUGGCUACCCAGUGGCUUGGACAACCCACGUCUCUCCCCUCCAAGUCCAGGUGGUGUUAGAGGAAAAUCAGGACCUCCCGCACAGAGCUCCUUAGGUGGACGGAACCCACCAUUGCCACCAGCUACAGGUCGCCCAGCUCCAGCGAUUCCGAAUCGCCCAGGUGGUGGUGCACCACCCCUACCCGGCGGUCGUCCUGGCGGAGCUCUGCCCCCACCAAUGCUACCUUCACGUCGUUAAAUUGUUGUCAGCGUCAAGAGAGAGACAUCUUAGGGGAAGAACCUUCAAAAGUAUAUGUAGCUUGCUGACGACUUAACCAACACAAUACCUAAAAUUAUACUUUUCAACAAUUGCAAUUUGAUAUUAUUCCGGCAAAAUCCAAAUCCAAAAAUCAACAACGAUGGGAAAUCGAUACAUUUAAAUCGCUUGCGUAUUAUUGUAGUCAUAUAUAUAUAAUCUGAAGCGUUAAACAAAAACUGAUAUAAAUUCUUAAUAUGUGAAAAAGCAACUAGUCGAGAUGCACAUGAUUUCUUUAACUCCAUAAGAUGAUGAUGAUGUUGAUGUUUUUUUUUUGUCCUAAAGUCUACUUUCCUGUGUAGAUAUACAAUAUAUAUACAUAUACAUACAUACCUAUAUAUAUAUAAAUAUAUAUGUGUGAAAAUGUAUGUGCAUUUGUUCGUGCAUGUCUUAUAAAUUAUUAUUAUUAUUUGAUGUCCCCUUAUCAAUGGCAUACGCUCAAAAGUUAUGUAAACUAUUUGUAUUGGGCAGAUGCUUAGUGACGAUAUUAACCAAUGAUCUUAAUUAUAUAGCUAACUAUUAAUAAAUAGCUUUCGUUAACUGCAUUGUGUUGUUGUUGAUGUUAAACUAUAAAACCCAAUUAAAUUAGAAAAUGUUAGGUAAAAAGCAACGUUAAAAACAUUUCAAGUCAGUCACAAAGUAUUUCCUUGAACUUAAACAUAAAUCUAACCAACUAACUAACUAAUAUACCCCCAUUUCCAUUUAAUCGAAAGAGCAAAAAACUAUAUAUAUAUAUAAAGUUAUUGCAAUUAUUGGGAUUCAAACUAUUUAAGUACGAUUUGCCUUCGUUGUUUUGAUCAACAUAUUUUUAUGCUUGAAAAAUAAGUUAUUUGCAUAUGAUUAACUAUUUGUUCGCCAUCAAGAUUCGUUUAAAUUUCAAUGUAAUUUUUUAAAGAAAAAUGUAUUCCCAAUCCGAAGACAUUUUUUCGGAAAUGGAAUAGCUAGCUGGCCCGUUUCCAAGAAACGAUUAAGUUAAACGCUUAUUUGUAUUGUUCAUUCCUUUAAAUAUUUUUAGGUUUUUGCAAUUAAGUUUUGGGCAGUCUUUGGAGAAUGCCGACCAAGAUAUCAAAACACUGAAUUUAUAUCGAUAAAAACAAUCAAGAAAUGAAAUUGAAGUCAGUUUGAAGAGCUAAAAUGUACCAUUUUAUCUAUGUAUGUAUCCUUUCAUCUUUCAUGUAUGUAAUCAAAAAUUUUUUCGGGACUUCAAAAAGAAAAUAUAUAUAUUAACAAAUUUAUUUUUUGAGUGGUUUGUAUCGAUUCCCAAUAACAUACAAAAAUUAUUUAACAUAAUUAUAUGUGUAGAAAAAAAAACAUUUAUAUAUAUAUAUUAUAUAUACAGCAAUGUCAUAAAAUAUUUUUUGUUUUGACAUUAAACCGAUAUUUUUGCCACUACAACCCUAAAUUAAUGUACGUGUUUCAAAUAAUUUAUGUAAAAUGUAUUAUUUUUAACGUUGAUUACAAAAUAUAAGUCAUGAAAAUACUCUUGUGACUUACUCAAAUGGAUUGUGACGAUGGAAAUAUGCAGCAAACUUAUAUUACAUAUGACCAGUUUACGUAUACACAAAUAAAGUGCAUAAAUAAAUACAUAAAUUGUUCGUA
This is a messenger RNA of Drosophila eugracilis, 4311 nucleotides long. RefSeq names its product dynamin (gene shi). Gene Ontology annotation, biological process: receptor-mediated endocytosis. Gene Ontology annotation, cellular component: plasma membrane; microtubule; cytoplasm. Lineage: Eukaryota; Metazoa; Arthropoda; Insecta; Diptera; Drosophilidae. Bases 145 to 2655 code for a protein of 836 amino acids. Gene Ontology annotation, molecular function: GTPase activity; GTP binding; microtubule binding. The record is from RefSeq and is a predicted model, not a curated record. The transcript is spliced from 17 exons.